This is a messenger RNA of Eucalyptus grandis, 1979 nucleotides long. RefSeq names its product scarecrow-like protein 3. The coding region runs from base 340 to 1755 and encodes 471 amino acids. NCBI's taxonomy places the organism in Eukaryota, Viridiplantae, Streptophyta, Magnoliopsida, Myrtales, Myrtaceae. The transcript has 2 exons. Gene Ontology annotation, cellular component: nucleus. Gene Ontology annotation, biological process: response to gibberellin; regulation of DNA-templated transcription. The record is from RefSeq and is a predicted model, not a curated record. Gene Ontology annotation, molecular function: DNA-binding transcription factor activity; sequence-specific DNA binding.
AAAAGCAACCAACCAAAAAAAAGAGAGAGAUAGAGAGAGAACCCUCCAUUCGAACACGAGUACCACCGCAUCUCGCCUGAGCUUUCCUCCAUCGAACCCCCCACAGAUCUCUCCCCCCUGUCUCUCCGCGUGAGGUCCUUCGGUUCGAGCCGUACUUUUCCUGGGCAAACAGAGCUCGGGCUUCGAUACUCGCGUGCGGUUUCAAAUUCAGUCGGCUCCUCUUCACGGACUACAAACUCCUGAAUUUUUCAGUGGACUGUCCCCGAGUCGCCUUCUUCAGGAAAAUCAUCGCCCGCAUCGAUUACCGGAGGCUUUUCGAGUCUUUGACCGGUAACGCCGAUGUUUCAAGACGACGGGUCUUCCUCCGUGACAUCCUCUUCUCUCCAGUUCUGUUCCCUGAUGUCGCUUUCGCCGGGUUUUGGGUCACCGCACUCGUUGCUGAAGGAACUAAAAUCCGAGGAACGGGGCUUGUACCUAAUACAUUUGUUGCUCGCUUGCGCGAAUCACGUCGCCAACGGUAACCUCGAGAAUGCAAAUAUAGCCCUCGAGCAAAUCUCUCAGCUUGCGUCUCCUGAUGGGGAUACUAUGCAACGGAUUGCGGCGUACUUUACAGAGGCGCUUGCUGACCGGAUACUCAAGUCGUGGCCUGGCCUUCAUAAGGCCCUUAAUUCUACGAAAAUAUCGUUGCUGCCUGACGAGCUUCUUGUCAGGAAGCUGUACUUCGAGCUGUUUCCUUUCUUGAAGUCAGCAUUUGUGCUCACCAAUCAAUCUAUACUGGAAGCUAUGGAGUCGGAGAAGAUGGUUCAUAUUAUUGAUCUCAAUGCAGCCGAGCCCACACAGUGGAUUGCACUUCUUCGAUCUUUGAAUACACGGUCUGAAGGACCGCCCCAUCUCAGGAUCACAGGGAUUCAUCAGCACAAAGAGGUCUUAGAUCUUAUGGCCCGCAGUUUGACUGAAGAAGCAGAAAGAUUGGAUAUUCCAUUUCAGUUUAAUCCAAUCGUGAGCAAAUUGGAGAAUCUUGAGAUUGAAAAAUUGCGCGUGAAGACUGGUGAGGCUCUGGCAAUCAGCUCAGUUCUUCAGUUGCAUUCCCUGUUAGCCUUUGACGAUGAAAAUCACCAGAGAAGAUCACCUCUUCCAUUCAAGAAUAUGAAUGGAACUAGCUCACACAGAGUCUUACUGAUGAGCCAAAACACGCUGGGUGAACCGCUUGAGAAAGACUUGGCAAAUGGGAGUAGCCCAAGUACCGACUCAGCUACAUCGUCCCUGCUUUCUGUAAAUGCUUCGGUCAAAAUGGAUAAUUUUCUCAAUGCUUUGUGGGGAUUAUCCCCAAAGGUUAUGGUAGUGACAGAGCAAGACUCGAACCAUAAUGGGUCGACUCUAUUGGAGCGGCUUGUGGAAGCUUUGCACUCUUACGCAGCAAUGUUCGAUUGUUUGGAGUCUACGGUGUCAAGGACAUCCUUAGAGAGAUUGAAGGUGGAGAAAAUGCUGUUUGGGGAAGAAAUCAAGAAUAUUGUAUCGUGCGAGGGAGCUGAAAGGAAGGAACGACACGAGAAGCUGGACAAGUGGAUCCAGAGGCUUGACUUGGCUGGAUUCGGGAAUGUGCCAUUGAGCUAUUGCGGGAGGUUGCAGGCGAAGGGGUUGAUGCAGGGAUACAAUUGUGACGCUUAUAAGAUCAAAGAAGAAAACGGAUGUGUAGUGAUGUGCUGGCAAGAUCGGCCUCUUUUCUCCGUGUCGGCUUGGAUGUGUAGAAAGUAAGAUAUUAACUUAGCCACACUGUAAACAGAAAACUCCCAUUAAAGGAUUUUUUCCAUAUAUGCUGCCUGCUUCUGACAAUGAUUUGCAGACUCCCUCUUCUGACUCUUCAUCUGUCAAACUUUUGUUCUCUUUUCAUACAGCCAGAAUCCGAUCGAUCAAUUUUGCUCUGUGUAAAGAGUAUGUACCUGAAAAGUCAAAUAAUUAUAAACCAAAUAUUCUGUUUC